AAACUGGCAUUUUCUUUGUCAGAGAUGGCAAAAAUCUCCAAGGCUGAUCAGCUGACUGAAGAACAGAUUGCUGAAUUCAAGGAAGCCUUUUCCUUAUUUGACAAAGAUGGUGAUGGUACUAUCACAACAAAAGAACUGGGAACUGUCAUGAGGUCAUUGGGUCAAAAUCCAACAGAAGCAGAAUUGCAGGAUAUGAUCAACGAGGUAGAUGCUGAUGGCAAUGGCACUAUCGACUUCCCUGAAUUUUUAACCAUGAUGGCCAGAAAAAUGAAGGACACAGACAGCGAGGAAGAAAUCCGUGAGGCAUUCCGAGUCUUUGACAAGGAUGGCAAUGGCUAUAUCAGUGCAGCAGAACUACGUCACGUUAUGACAAACUUAGGAGAAAAGCUAACAGAUGAAGAAGUAGACGAAAUGAUCAGAGAAGCAGACAUUGACGGGGAUGGGCAAGUCAACUAUGAAGAAUUCGUACAGAUGAUGACUGCAAAGUGAAGAGACCUCCUUUACACCUUUUUCCUCUAGAAGAAUCAAAUUGAAUCUUUUACUUACCUCUUGCAAAAAAAAAUGUUCAUUUAUUCAUUCUGUUUCUGUAUAGCAAAACUGAAUGUCAAAAUACCUUCUGUCCACAAACUGCAUGUAAUGGUUGGUGGUCCUGUCCCCAAAAGAUAAAGUUAAACAUCAGUUUUACAAUAUAAAUAAUUGUACUACCUUGAAAAUAAAAAAAAAGGAAGCACUUAGUGAACUCAAAAGUUCCAUUUGCUAAUGACUAUUACACUGUUUGGGCUGGCCAGUUUUUCAUGCAUGCAGCUUGACAAUUGAGCACAGUCAGACAUUUGUAUUAAAAGGAAAAAAAAACCUAAAAGAUCCACUCUUUUGUUCAACAGUGGAUUCUAGUUCAAUUUGUAGUAUAAAUUGUCAUAGCUGGUUUACUUUAAAAUUGGUUUAUACCUCAGGAUGGUAUGCAGCAAAAUGGUUGAAGGAUGCAAAACUUAGAGAAAAUGCCCUAAAGGUUGAAUGGUUCUCCUGUACGUAGCAGUGUGCUCCAAAAAUACGGUGAUCUUAACUAUGGAUGGCAUGUCUGUGUUAAAAUACUGGUUUAACAUUGUCUGCAUUGCACUAUAGUGAAACGGGUGUCGGGCUGUUAACCGUUCACAAAAUUUUUAAGAAACCUUCACCAAGGGAGCAUCUUUGGACUCUCAUAUUUUUAAAACCUUCUGUACCAUGACUUGGAGCUGGCGGAGUAGCCUGUGGACUUCAGCACAACUAUCAACAUCGCUGUUCAAGAAUUACAAUUUAUGUCCAUUCCAAGUUGUAAAUGCUAGUCUUUUUUUCCAAUAAAAGACCAUUAACUUAAAGGUGGUGUUAAAUGCUUUGUAAAGCUAAAAUAUAUAUAUAUAUAAUUGAGAUGAUAAACCAAAAAAGCAGUAGGAGGGAAGUGUUUCUAUGAAUGACUUGCUGCUAAAUUAUAAUGCACAUGUAUGCAAUAAGUUAUCCCCUAUCUUUUCAAGAUGGCAAGAACUGACCUCCUGUAACCCAAGACCUUUGCUAUAAAUAAAUGAACUUGUGCUUGCCUUUCAUAUUACGACAAUGUUAAUUUAGUUGGUCUCAAAGUCGUGUAAUGCUGACUCGUCAACUAUCAGCACAGAAGUAACACCUCAUUUCACUAAAGUGGAGAGCUCUGAGCAUGCAUGUUGAUACUGGGGAAACAUGUAUAGGUUGCUUACGUUUUUUUUGACAGGUUAUAGAAACUAGUUGGAGAAUUUAAACAGCAUGGACUUCAUAGGUAUCUAUGAUUCUCAAACAUGCCAAAAAUGCGUUUCUCUACCCACAGAAAGAAAACAAAAGGACAUUUCUUUUACAAUAUGUAAAAAAAAAAAAAAAAAACAAAAAAAAACCCAAAACAAAAAUAAAAAAAACAACCCUAAGCCUUUUUGGAAAGUGGGGCUAUUAUGUCUUGACUAUCUUCUCAAACACUUGCAUGAAUUUUGUGGGGUGGAGAAGAGGACUAGGGUUAAUUUAAAAACCAUCUUGUUACUUCUGCUUUGCAUGCACUAGCAGUGCUUAGUCAUUCCAGGUCUCUGAGUAAGUGUUCUCUGAUCCUUCAGCUUCCCCAUGAAUGAGUGGCAAAGCAGCCAUGUCCACUCUUCUUUGUUUGAAAGAAGAAUGCUUUUUUUUUUUUAAAUAGCAGAGCCUCCAUGUGGAAGGCUUUUAUGCUUGGGAGGGAGGGACUACAGCUUAAUUACUUGACUGUAAGUUUGUUUCCAAACGUAACUGGAGUUGCAAACCUUAAUUGCUUAAUUGCCUUUGGUUUUGGAGAGUAUUGAUACUAUCUAUCUCUUGAAAGAGAUGCAAGUCUCCAUUCAUCCUGUCUAACUGAGGUGCCUGUGUUAAGAACGUGGUUGCUUGAAAUGCAGCUUUGCUCAGUGGGGGUCAAGAGACACCUCUAGAAGGCAGUUGAGAGUAUCUGCCUGCAGUGAUUUUUUUUUUUUAAUUAUUACUUAUUUAUUUUUUCAUGGGGGGAGUUCUGGGUGACUAGGGACCCAGAUAUCUUAACCAAGUGCCUAAAAGUUAGAUGGGCUGAAUGUAGGCAAUUGUUUAGAUCUCUAGUUGUUGCAAAGGCUUUUUGCUAUGGCUGUGUAUGCUGUUUUAGCAAACUGGCCAUGAUGAUGGGAAUGUCUGACUACCAUGUGAAAGUAAGAGUCUUACAUGGCAGCUGCAAACUGCUACUUCGGUAGUGCUUGAGAAAGGCUGCACUGAUUCUGUAGACCAGCUUUUAAAGAGAACGUACUCAAGAGACAGGCAAGGUAGGAGCAAUGGUUGCUGCUCUGAACUAAUUACUUCCUCUGCCUGAGUGUGCAGAGAGAUCUUGUCUAGUAGGUAAAUGCUUCUUACCAUCUAUCUGUCAUUCACUCACGGUUGGUAGGGUAGUUCAUUUAAGAACAGCUGCUUUUAGCUUAUUCAGUGUGCUCUGUGCUUGCUAGCAAAGAGACCUCACUCCUGCAAGAGGUUCUUGGCUUGAUUAGAAAUUGUCUGGCAGUGUGCAGUGUUGGUAUGCCCUGUAACUGAAUCUGCCUGGAGGUAUCUAAUUAUUAACUGACUUCAGUACCACAUCAACCUCGAGUAAAUGUAUCCUCUGUACAGGACUUUAGCUCUGUUCCCUUCUGCAUAGUGAAUAUCUAGAGAAAUGAAAUGGUGUCAUCAAGGACUUUUUUUUUUUUUUUUCUUCUGUGAGUGUGUGUGUGUGGCUUUGGCUUUUUCCAAAUGUGAAAGUGUGGGCUGGAUACACUUGGUGCAUGGCUUAGAAACAUGGGACUGGAAAGAACUUCCUGGGUCAUCAGAUCCAGUCCCCUGCUAUUGCAGGCAACCGUGUCAUAUAAUCCUUUUAAUAAACUGAUCAAGCUUAACCACCUGCUUGUAAGUGGCUUGUUUUCAUGGAAGUUCUGUAACUCAUGUUGCUCUCAACUGAUGCAAGUAAUAUAUGAAAUAUGAAGUUAAUCAAAAGGUCCUCCAGCUUAGCUUUAGGUUUAUCAUUACACUUACUUAACUGACUUUCUCAAACCUGUUAUUCUUUGCACAACACUCAGGAAAGUGUUGAAUCUUUACACCCCCUUGCUAUGAAUAAGAGUUAGUGUGCUUGCUUAUUUUUUUUAAUGGAAAAGAUGGAUGUCUGGCUUGUUGAAAUUUGUUAGAUAUGUUAAUUGUCAAGGCAAGAAACAAUUGAGUUACUUGUAUUUGAUACAUAAAUUUAAGGCUAGAGUAUACAUAACCAUUUUUAAAAUACAUCAACUUGCAGUGUAGUUUUAUAUUUAAUACUGAAAUUGUACUGCUAAAGUUUAAAAUGCUGUUAAUCAUAUUCCUCUUCUGAUCAUAAUGAAAAAAUAAAGGGUAAGAAAAUGCUUAACAUA
Molecule: messenger RNA, 3902 nt
Organism: Gavia stellata (red-throated loon)
Lineage: Eukaryota; Metazoa; Chordata; Aves; Gaviiformes; Gaviidae
Gene: CALM1
Product: calmodulin 1
Exons: 6
Molecular function (GO): calcium ion binding
Source: RefSeq, a predicted model, not a curated record